AUGGAUAAAAAUGAAUUACCAUUUUCUUUUUCGACAGGAACAGAAUCAACAAUGCCCGAUUAUCUAGCAUCAGAAACGAUAUUACCAUUAAACGCAAACGAGGUGUUACCAACGGUAAUUACCGAAAAAUCUAUGUCACCAGGAUCUGAUAUAUUAUCGUCAGAUGCAAAUUUGUCUUCCGUGACUGAAAAAACAAAUUUCGGAGCUCCCGAAAUGGGAUCAACAAUGUUUACAGCAAUUUCACCAACAAAUACAAGCGAUGGAUCUUUCUUUACAUCUAUAGAAAGUGUUUACACACGUGACAAUGCAAACGAUAUUCCAGUAAUAAUUACCCCCGCUGUUGAUUCAACAGCAAUAAAUGAUUUGGAUUUUAAAACAACGCCAACGGAUUUCGCCAAAAAUGAUGGUUACUUUACAAAUGAAAUAAAUAAUUUCCCCAAUGUAAUGGAGGAGACUGCCGAUUCAUUCGAUGCGUUUGCAUCGAAUUUUGAUAAGCUGCCGAACCAAGUGGAAACAAUUUUACGAUCCUUUCUCUGGUGUUCAAUGGGAAUGGAUACUUCCGACGGAAUCGGGGGAUUCGAUUCCUUCCUGAGUAUGACAGCACCACCGCAAGAAGCUGCAAUGAAACGAACCGAAUCUGGAGAUUCUGACGAUGCUCCCGAUUUUAGUGUAUAUAUCAAACCUAAAGAAGGAGAACUGAGACAAGGUGAAGAGGGUCCAGUUCCAAUACUCGCACCUCCACCUAAAAGUCGCAAAAUUCCGCGUACUCUGAGCUACUUUGCGCUUCCAAUCCUUCGCGACAAGUCUGAUGGUUUUGCUCAAGAAGCUUACGCGCCUUCUAAUAUUGAACAGGCUGAAAUUAAACGUACCGAUUCUCAGGAGACACCGCCAACGCCUCUGUUUGACGAGGACUCCGUCAGUCAACCAUUGGAAGAUUUUCCAAGAGUGACAUACACAGGCGAUGGUUGGGAAAUGCAACUCCGUCAGCCGAACAAGAAGAAAAUAACAGGACAGAGAUUUUGGAAGAAAAUCUUCGUUCGACUCGUCUAUCAGGGAGACAAUCCGGCUGUUCAACUAUUCCGACUAAGGACGAUAGGACCAUUUCAAGAAUUGCCCCUACUACCGUGCUAUUCAGUAUCGGAAAUUGGAGCCCAGCAAUUUGAUCACUAUGGCAAAAUAUUUACUGUCAAAUUGCAAUAAUCGUCUAUAAGGAGAGGGCCUGGCGUUCGUCCCGGUCAAGUGACGAAAGCUGAAAGAUUAACAAACAAAUUAAGCCAAUUCGCAGUAGCAAUUCAGGGCGAUUAUCAGGGCGUCAGAAUUGGUAGUGAUUUGAAGAAGGAAUUAGGUCUUCCCGUCGAACAUGCACCUCAGAUAUCACAACUUUUUAAAAUAGCAUCUCAUAAUUAUGAGGAUAUGAAGGAAUUUUCUUCGGCAAUUGAAAGAAGCUCUUUUUAGAUUAUCAGCACAUAGGGACGCGCUUGGCAGUAUAAAAUGGAAGAGGUUCAAAUAUCAGUCGAUGAACUUUAUGUGGAACAAAGUUCAGAAGGCCAUAUAGAGAAACAAAUAGCUCGAGUUCGACUAUUUUUCUUAGGCUUUCUCUCAGGAAUGCCUGACGUUGUUGGUGUCAAUGACAUGAGAAGACAGGGAAAAGAAGGUGGUCGCCACGAUAUUAUUCCAGUUGUCACUGAAGAAUGGAUAAGAUUAGAAGUCGAAUUUCACUCUUGCAGUCAACAAGAUGAAUUUGAAGAUUCGAAAAUUAUAAGAUUCAAACCCCCAGAUGGGUGUUACAUUGAACUGUUAAGAUUUCGAGUGAGGCCACCGAAAAAUCGUGAAUUACCCCUUCAACUAAAAUGCGUCUUUUGCGUCACGGGAAAUAAGGUGGAAAUAAGAGCGGAUAUACUCGUUCCGGGUUUCACAUCGAGAAAAUUGGGUCAAAUUCCCUGUGAAGAUGUCAUGGUGAGAAUACUUCCUGAAUGUUGGAUAUAUCUCUUUAGAGUUGAGAAACACUUUAGAUAUGGUUGUAAAUCCGCUCAUCGGCGAACGGGAAAAAUUAAGGGCAUCGAAAGAUUCCUCGGCGGUGAUAAUCUUGAACCACAACUUAUGGAAGCUACUUCCGGACAAGCGAAGUAUGAACAUCAACACAAGGCUAUUGUAUGGAGAAUGCCACGAUUGCCUAAGGAAGGACAGGGAGCUUAUACAACGCAUCAAUUAGUUUGCCGUUUAGCAUUAACGUCAUAUGACCAAAUUCCUCCAAAUUUAGCACAGUAUUGUUAUGUUGAAUUUACAAUGCCAGCAACACAAGUAUCACACACGACAGCUAGAAGUGUUAGUUUCAGAAAUCAUGAUAGUGAUGAUCCACCGGAAAAAUAUGUACGAAAUUUAUCACGACACGAAUACAGGGUCGGUAUUGAACACACAAAAGGUGAAGGUCCGGGCGCUUAUCUAACUGCAACGAUAGCUAAACCAAUUCCCGAAUCAACACCAGAAACACAUGAACCAACACCAGCUGAUUCUGACUCUGAUUCCUCAGAAUAGUGCAAUAAAAUGUAAAAUUAUUUUUCCUUUUCUUUUUAUUUUCCCCUUUUUUUGUUUUAGCGAGAAGAAACAAAAAAUGAAGAAUAUAAGUGCGUAUAAUAAAGUAAUGAGUUUAAUGAGAAAAAAAUAAGUUAUAGAGAGAUGUACCUAGCUAUAUAUAAUAUAUGUUGCAAAUUAAUGUAAAAUGUUGAAUCUAUUCUAUACGAUAAUUUA
Molecule: messenger RNA, 2748 nt
Organism: Leptopilina heterotoma
Lineage: Eukaryota; Metazoa; Arthropoda; Insecta; Hymenoptera; Figitidae
Product: protein stoned-B-like
Biological process (GO): intracellular protein transport; synaptic vesicle endocytosis; clathrin-dependent endocytosis
Cellular component (GO): AP-2 adaptor complex; synaptic vesicle
Molecular function (GO): clathrin-cargo adaptor activity
Source: RefSeq, a predicted model, not a curated record